AUGUUCCCUGGUCUCCUCUCUACAGUUCCAUAUUCAUUUGUGCUGAUCACCUUCAUUCUUGCACAACUCUACAGUCACGCUGAGGCGUUGACUUGCUACGAAAACGACGACGAAGGUAGAAUUUACGAGGUAACGAACAGUACGUGGAACUAUUGUGUGUUGAUACCGGCAACCAGCGUACGACCCAAUUCAGGACGUGUCUUCGGUGUGGGUCCGUCAUCGGACUUGACCGAAGCCUACGAUCACACCUUUGCACUCUCAGAUAAAGUCUACAAAAUCCUCACAGUAUGCGUUCUUGAGAAAUAUGACUUCGGAGUGCUCGCUCCGAAAUUCAGUGGAUUAGGAUCGAGUGCAGAGUUCAUGUUCCGUUGCGUGUGCAAUUACGAUCGUUGCAAUAGUGCGACAACAUUCUCCACUUAUCUGACGGCUCUAAAAGAAGAUAACUCAUUGUGA
This is a messenger RNA of Anisakis simplex (herring worm), 453 nucleotides long. Lineage: Eukaryota; Metazoa; Nematoda; Chromadorea; Rhabditida; Anisakidae. The record is from the annotation of a GenBank genome assembly.